This is a messenger RNA of Mesocestoides corti, 1648 nucleotides long. Lineage: Eukaryota; Metazoa; Platyhelminthes; Cestoda; Cyclophyllidea; Mesocestoididae. The record is from the annotation of a GenBank genome assembly.
UUAUCUUUAUUCGCCAACAAGUCUUGGGUACAAGCUGGAAGAAGUGGUUAAUGAAGGUUACGCUCCUCAAAGCUCAACACUCGAAUCCGAGGUUUCACCUGCUAAUGUUGUGAGUACGCCGUACACUCCUCCGGAAGUUGACUCUCACCUAAAACUGACCGUGGAAAAUGAGUCUCAUCCUGAUUCGGACAAUGAGUAUCGUGUGAAACCGCUUGUUGAUCCAACUACACCUAUCUAUGCUCCGUCGAGAACUGCUCUCGAAAACGAAGUCAGUGAUGUCGAAGGUGAUGAGGCGGUAGUAUUGGGGAUAUCUCCAAAGGUCGUAAGGCCCCAAUCUCCCCUGGACAAUAAAGAUCACUCCACUUCUGAUGUUGAUGAGGGUACAGGAGUCUUCGAUGAGGAAGACAGGGGUGAGGGGGAUUUCGAGGGCUUUGAUGGAGAAUUGGAAGGCACCAAGGGAAUGAUUGCGGAUAUUUUCGGUGAAAGUGAUGCAGACGAGGAGGAAGAAUUCGAAGGUUUUGCGGAAAAUGAAGUUGAGAACGACAUGGCAGCUUCAAGUGCUGUACCUGCACCAACUGAUAUGGUGGAACGCGAAGGAAUGGAGGAUUCCGGUGGACAUCAACAGCUGCAGGUGGACGAUGACAACGAGGCGGAAGGUGGGGAUGAGUUUGUCUCCGACUUUGACCGGAUCAUGAGUCGUCGGCGUGAAGAAACGCGUCGGAAACGGAGACUUGGAAAGGACGAUGAAUUCCUUAAUGAUAGUGACGAUAUUAUUCGAGAAACAAUCACUAGAAUGCAAGCUGCUGCAGAGGAGGAUCGUCGCCUUAUGAAUAAAAAUAGACCGGCCACGAAGAAACUGAGCAUGCUCAAUAUAGUUAGUAGUUUACUUAAAAAGGCGGAUAUGAAAUCUGCUUUGAUUGACAAUGGCAUGCUUAGUGCCAUCACAGAUUGGCUGUCCCCAGUUUGCGGUCAAACCUUGCCAAAUGUUAUUAUCAGGGAAACACUUUUACGACAUCUUAGCGAGUUUCAUAUUCAAGAACCUGACCUGCUACGUGAAUCGGGCAUCGGGAAAGCAGUUAUGUAUUUGUAUAUGCAUCCCAGGGAAACACGAGCAAAUAAGAAGCGCGCCGGACACCUAAUUAAUGAAUGGUCACGACCGAUCUUCAAUUUAACUAGCGAUUAUCGGACCCUUUCUAAGGAGGAACGUAAACAGUUGGAUUAUGAACACUUGCCAAAACGUCGUAACUAUGGUAAUGAAAUGGUGAACCACCGGGAUCUCAAUCGUGAAAUGGUUGAACAGCAGGGGGCUCUUCGACCUGGCGAUCCAGGAUGGGUAAAUCGUGCUCGUGUUCCACAGCCCUCCAAUAAGGAUUACGUUGUGCGGCCUAAGUGGAAUGUCCCUGCCAACCCCUCGGGCUCUGACGACGAAGACGAGGAGGAGGGCGAGAGCAAAGGCAGUCAGCGCCCCGCACGAAGACAGCGAGUGCACCAAUCCCGUUUCUUUAAGAAAUCCACGGACACUGGAGGUACCUCCUCUCGCAUAGAAACCCACAUCCGGGCGCUGGCCAAAAAAGCAGCGUUGCAGAAAAGUUCCCGUUUCGUCCGUGCAGUGCCCAUGUCUGUCGAAGGCAGGAAGAUGUCCCUCUAG